AAAGAUGGCGGCGUCAGAGGGGGCGCGCAGCGGCCGCACAACGGCAAAACGAUUCUAACUAGCUUCAAUUUGACCGAAUAUAGCCAACCGGGUGUCUUUUAUUACUACUCGGAUGCCACCCGGAGCAAGGAAUUAGAGGCAGUCGCUGUCACACGCCGGGGUUGGGAUUUUAUUGUUAAAGGCAGGGUGGGUGGGUUUCACUGAUAGCAGCUAACGUUAGCUAACGGGCUAGCUAGGCGAGCUAACACGGGCUAGUUUUACUUUAGCCCACUGAAAGAACGGCGGGGAAGGGAUUGAGGAAGAGUAUUCGGGCCAGGCCGCUCCAGCUUUGGGGGAAUGUGAACCAGACGCGCGCAGGGGGGUUUGCUUGCUUCGUCCUCACGCCAAACUACCGGGAUGGGACAGCAGGUUGGCCGAGUCGGUGAGGGUACAUCGACCGGGCUCCAGCCACCACAGCCCCACGCGCCCCAACCACACCAAGGGAAGGGGAACCGGGGGAGCGGCGUCGGGAGGAGACCCCGGGAACCCGGCAGUAGCACCGGGACACCGCCAGGCAGGACAGCUCCAGUCAAUGUGCCCGAUCCAGGCAUCAAUAUAUUCACGCAGCAUUCAGCGACCGAGAGCGACCCUAACCUCUUUGUUGCACUUUAUGACUUUGUUGCUAGUGGAGACAACACACUCAGCAUCACCAAAGGUGAGAAGCUGCGUGUGCUGGGCUACAACCAGAAUGGAGAGUGGAGUGAAGUGAGGUCUAAAAACGGUCAGGGAUGGGUUCCCUCCAACUACAUCACGCCGGUCAACAGCCUGGAGAAGCAUAGCUGGUACCACGGGCCCGUUUCCCGCAGCGCUGCAGAGUAUCUGCUCUCAUCACUUAUCAAUGGCAGUUUUCUGGUGCGAGAAAGCGAGAGCAGCCCCGGACAGCUGUCCAUAUCUCUGCGCUAUGAGGGCAGAGUGUACCACUACCGGAUCAACACAGCCACGGAUGGAAAGGUGUACGUAACGUCCGAAAGCCGAUUCGCCACUCUGGCCGAGCUGGUCCAUCACCACUCCACUGUACCUGAUGGUCUGGUCACCACGCUGCACUACCCUGCACCCAAAUGUAACAAGCCUACGGUGUACGGUGUGUCACCCAUCCAUGAUAAGUGGGAGAUGGAGCGCACAGACAUCACCAUGAAGCACAAGCUGGGAGGAGGCCAGUAUGGGGAGGUGUAUGUCGGAGUGUGGAAAAAGUACAACCUCACUGUGGCUGUCAAAACACUAAAGGAAGACACCAUGGAAGUAGAGGAGUUUUUGAAAGAGGCAGCAGUUAUGAAAGAGGUCAAACACCCAAACCUCGUUCAGCUGCUGGGUGUGUGUACGUUAGAGCCUCCAUUCUACAUUGUGACCGAGUAUAUGCCACAUGGCAACCUACUGGACUACUUGAGAGAGUGUGAACGCGAUGAGGUGAAUGCUGUUGCGCUGCUAUACAUGGCAACGCAGAUCUCCUCUGCCAUGGAGUAUCUGGAGAAAAAGAACUUUAUACACAGGGAUCUCGCAGCAAGGAACUGCCUGGUCGGUGAAAAUCAUGUCGUGAAGGUUGCCGAUUUCGGCCUGAGCCGGUUGAUGACCGGUGACACCUACACCGCCCACGCUGGGGCCAAGUUCCCCAUCAAAUGGACCGCACCGGAGAGCCUCGCCUACAACACCUUCUCCAUCAAGUCUGAUGUCUGGGCUUUUGGAGUGCUACUUUGGGAAAUUGCCACUUAUGGCAUGUCUCCCUACCCGGGUAUCGAUUUGUCUCAGGUCUACGAUCUCUUGGAGAAAGGCUAUCGCAUGGAGCAACCUGAGGGAUGCCCGCCCAAAGUUUAUGAACUGAUGAGGGCAUGCUGGCAGUGGAGCCCGUUGGAUCGACCUUCGUUUGCAGAGAUCCACCAAGCCUUCGAAACGAUGUUUCACGGCUCGAGCAUUUCUGAAGAGGUGGCAGAGGAGCUCUGCAAGACAGCAUCCUCCGAUCACAGCGGACCGCUGCAGUCUUUCAGUCAUGACAUGCCCCUGUUGCCUUCCAAAUCUCGCCCACUCCACAAGCACACAGAAAACAAGGAAAACAUCGAGGGUGGACUGGACGGCCGCACCGACCACUGCACGCACGGUCACUCAGGUUGGGCGUCAUCUUUGCUCGGAGGGGACGGCCGAUCAGGCAGCUCCCCAGCCCUCCCCAGAAAGCAACAGUCAAGAGACAAAUCCCCCAGCAGCCUUUUAGAGGAUGCACAGGAUGUGGGCACAUUUACACGAGACCGCAAGACUGGGUUCUUUAGCUCAUUUAUCAAAAAGAAAUCUUCCUCUUCUUCCUCGUCACAGUCUUCUCAGCACCAACAGAACCUUCCGAUGCCACCCAAGAGAAGCAGUUCCUUCCGGGAGAUGGAGACGCAACCUCACAAAAAGUACGAGCCUACACCCGAUUUCAGCGCUCCUCCUCCCCUGCCCCAGUCAGACAGUUUAGGGGGCUUCUCUGCGUCUCCUUCCCACUCACAUGGGGAACCUAUCCAGGCACAGUCUCGCUGCUGCGGGGCAGCUUUUGGACAGAAACCCUCUGGGGGAGGCUUUGGUUCACAGGUGACAAGUGGUAGCAGUUGGAGUGGGCUGGCUGGCUUUUUUACCCCUAGACUCAUUAAAAAGACCCUGGGGCUACGGACAGGAAAGACAUGCUCCGCAGACGAGGGUGGAAAUAUAGUUGGUGGGCCUAAACCUUUCCCUAGGUCCAAUUCUACCUCCUCAAUGUCAGCUGGGCUGCCUGAUUUGGAGCGCAUGGCUCUGACGUUACCCAGGAACCGCAGUGCUAAACCGCCUCUGGAGAGGACUGCCUCGACAACCUCUCAGCCAGAGAACGGGGCUGCACGAGCGUCAGAAACUCUGCUGAGGAGGAUGGAUGAGGGGACUGCACAGAUCAGGGAAAGGCCCAAAGCCAAGCUACUACCCCGGGGCACUGCUGUAGGGGUGAGGGCACCGGGGGUUGGGGGGGAAGUUGGGGAUUCGGACAGCCUGUCCCGAGUCAGGGAGGGUAGAGAGGAGAGCGGAGGACUGGACAGGCAGCAGAGUUGGACAUCUCCCUCCAAGUCCUCUGGCUUGAGCAUGUCAUCAGCUGCAGCAGGUGGGCCGACUCACAACCACAAAGUCCCAGUGCUGAUCUCUCCCACACUGAAGCACAGCCCAGGUGACGUGCACCUGGUCGGGCUAGACUCUCAGGGGAACCGCUUUAAACUGCUGUCUGAGCACCAAGCAGACCGAGACAAGCCACGCCUCGUCAAACCCAAGUGUGCGCCGCCGCCUCCCCCUACUCUGCGCAGCCUGCAACACUCCUACAGCGGCGACGGAGAAGAGCAAGUCGGAGGAAUGCCCGUGGAAGUAAAUGGGGACACAUUAAAAGGUCAAAGGUCAGGGCGAAUGUCAGGAGGAAUGAUGACAGGCAGACCAUCAGUGCCACCACCGCAAGUGCCUCCAGCUUCUUCCUUUUCUUCUUCUUGCUCUGCCACCACAAACACAACGCCCACUAAAAUGGCCAAUGGGGCGACCACCACUGCCCCCUCGCACACAGCGCCGUCUGCUGGUUCCAAAGUGGCACUGCGGCGAACUAGGCAGCAAGUGGAGAGGGCGCCCUUGGAGCGGGUUAGCCGCGAGGCCUUGCUGGACUGCGCGGAAUGCCUGAGCAGCGCGCUCCACGCCAGCUCCGAAAGCCCCUCCAGCAGCCAGGUUCUGGACGCUGGCCAUCAGCUGCUAGACUACUGCUCAGGUUACGUGGACUGCAUCCCUCAGAUGAGGAACAAAUUUGCCUUUCGAGAGGCAGUGGGGAAGCUGGAGCUCAGCCUGCAGGAACUGAGAGCCUCGUCGUCAGGAGGCGGGGGGUUGGGUGGCGUGGGGUCCAACACUGUACUGGAUAACCUACACAGCUGUAUUAAAGAGAUUAGUGACGUAGUGCAGAGGUAGCCACCGUGACAACACAAAUCUUCACCUCUAACUACCCAACAGAUCGCUUUGAUUCCUUUUUUAUGUUUCAGGUUCUGUUGACAGCUUUCUGGGGACAGAUCGAGACGCACCUCUGCAGUACCUCACCAUCACUACAAGAAAUAACUUUUUUUUUUAAUUGUUUACAAAUCAGUUUGAUAAAAUGCCAGUGUGGACACUAAUUUUCCUCUAACCUGUACAUAUUGAGAAAUCUACCAAACUAAAUUCAAGUCGCACCAUGAAACGUGUCACCACAACUUUUUACGUGGCCUUGAUGUGAAGGCGUCUUUGCUGCCUGAAUGUCGAGUGUAUCAGCUGUGUGUAGCCAGCCAAUGGAGUAGGUAAAGCUCACUCUGCUUCCCCUCAAUUUAAACUCGAGAAUUGUUUUACAAAUAUGUAAGUGUACCGUUUUCCUCUGUGUCUGGAGAAACAAGUGAUCGUGAGCCAUUUUUGGAAACUACAUUCAUGUGAACUCCUUCGAGGUACGAGGGGUGGUGGGGGGGUGUUCUCAUAGGCCAGUUGGACAAGUGUAAAAAGGUUAUAAAUAACACCCACACCUGCUUUUCCCCUCGUGUGGGGUUAAAGUCUGGUUGCGUUUCUGUUUUGUUUUGUUUUUUCAAUAGUAACCGUGAAAUUUCCACACGUCCACCUGAUUCUAAUAAAAGUUUUAGCGAUUGCCUACAAAAGUAAACGUGUGCAUUUCACAGAUGUUCCCCACAGCACUGACACAUAACGAACGAACACAGAAUUUGUCUUUGCUUCAGUGACUGAUGUUCACACCUUAACGUAGUGCCACAAAAGUGGGGAAUCUCCCCAGCCCCUUAAACAUUUCAUUAUUCGUGUCCAGUUAUCCUCGCACGCUGCUUCGUUGUUUUGUACGAUGGAGCUGAAACACGUGGAGUGAGGAAAGAUAGAGCACAGGGUAGCACACGAGCAGGUGAACUGGGACAGUGUUUUUAUAAGUGUCCUUGCGAGUGUGGACAGUGCUGGAGUCCCUGUAGCCUUGUCAUGGCCUCAGUGCCUCAUUCUUCAGUGUAAGAACGCUGCGAAACGCAGAGACCUACUUUACACUAAUCACACAGUACUGAUCUCUCAACUAACUGCAGUAUGUCUUCAGCACAUGAGCAAUUUGUACAUUAUUUGGUUCACAGAAAAAUGCUUUUUAGAAUGUCUAUGUAUGAACUUGAAUUUUAAAUUAUUGUUGUUUGGGGUUUUUUAAAGCACAGACCUAUUUUAAAAGAAAAGCUAUGUAAAUAUUUGACGUAUUUCAUAUCCAGGAAUCAAAAGAUUUAUCUGUGGUCACAGCAUAAAAAACAAUGUUUCUGACUGAAGAGAUGUAUUUCAAGGCCCAUCCACCCAGAUCUGAUUAUCUGCUUUAUGAAUGUAUUCUUCUGUUCUCAACCUGGUUGAAUGUUCAACUGCGUGUCUCUUUAAUCUCUUAAGGUGCCAUAUUCUUUUUUCCAUUUAACUUACUGGCCCAUACUUUAUUUCGAUCACACUAAAUAAGUCCAGAGAUAUCUGCUCUGUUUUUUGAGCACAAGCAGAAUUGUGUACAGCACAUACACAACUAUUAUUUUCCUUUUUGUUUGUUUACUUGCUUCGGUUCUCAUAUUUAUGUACACUGGAUACGGCCUCGAUCUCAUUGGUUCAUUGACACAUGCUCUGUACAUGUAAAAUUGUAAACACUGCUGCAAGUCCGUAACACUUUUAAUGCCUUUAAUGGCAUUUUUUUUUUUUUUUGUGGUGCAUUUCAUCCUUUAAUUUUUCUUCUUAUUGUGCGUCAGUAAAAUUGCCCUUUUUUGCCAAACAGGAUGCUUUUAGACGAGCUGAUUUUUGUGCAUUUAAAAUAACAUGAAAUGAAAAAAUGCCACCUUUCUUCACAUUCUUGGUGCCUUUUUGUGAAACAACUUGUCCACUGCGAGGACUCACAGAAUGUUCAAGUCCCUCAUUAAAACUCAUGCGUAUGUUUCAGUUUCAACGACAUUGUUAUAAUCCUGUCACUGCACUGUCGGUUUCUGUCAUUUGGAGGUUAACAGCCCGAUGCCAACAUGUGCUUUUUGGCCAUAUUAGAUAUUUGCCAGUUGGUGUCAACAUCUGUAAUAAAUGCAUUAAAAUUUAGAAGAGAUGGGAGAAACACCCUUCAACCACGUUAUGAAUGUUGAUAUUCUAUAUCUUGUCCACUAGAGGGAGCUCUGCAACUUUCAUGUUGGCAACACAGCAUAAAUAAAUACAUGAACAGAUUACCCCAAUAAAAGUUAGGGAAAUAUUUUUAGUUCUGUGUGACUGAAAGAAAAAUAUUGGAUCAACAAUUGUAUCAGUCGGACUCUAUUUGGAAAAUCUGUAACUAGUCGGGUUUAUUUGUGGCUGUUAGCGCUGUUAGUGCUAUUAGCGCUGUUAGCGCUGUUAGUCCGGUCACACAAAUCUGCCUGAUCUGAUCACACUUCAGUCUAAAACCUUAAGAACUGACUAGCACCAGAUUGGCCUUAGUUUCUCUUUACUUUGUGUGAUACGCCUUUUUAGAUGGUGAAAGGAAAAUUCCUGAAAUCAUGCAUUUCUUUUCCAAACAGUUUUAUUUAUUUUUAUUUUUUAAGGAUUUAAUCGUUGAUUGUCAGCGAACUGAUUUCGUACCAACUCACAAGCCUGAUCUCAUGACCAAUGCUGUUUAAUAUUUAAGCCUGACCACAACAUUUUUGCUCAUUCUCAGUCCUUUACAUUGACUUUAUUUAUGUGUUUUGACUGCAUUGAUCCUGUAGAUCUGUUUAUUUUGUCUUCUCGUGUCUCCCUGUUGUGGAGUACAGCUCUGAAGAACGUGCGUACGUAUCAAUAUACCAAAGGCCGCGUCUUCAGUUGUAUGAGUGCAAUGUAAAAUCAACACACAGACACACCGUAAUGAAAUAUGUGAAACUGAACAGGGAUGAAAAAUGGCAGAUGUUAACAUUAACUUUUUUAUUGUACAAAAUAUAUAUUUUGUGUUUUGUUUUGUUUUUUUAUUUAAAGCUCACAUUAUAUUACUGUGAAGUUUUGCUUAUCAGUGUUAAGCCUAUUGUAAAUAAUAAAGAUAUUGAUGAAUAUUG
Neolamprologus brichardi is the source of this 7052-nucleotide messenger RNA. The record is from RefSeq and is a predicted model, not a curated record. Lineage: Eukaryota; Metazoa; Chordata; Actinopteri; Cichliformes; Cichlidae.